This is a messenger RNA of Porites lobata, 1186 nucleotides long. The record is from the annotation of a GenBank genome assembly. NCBI's taxonomy places the organism in Eukaryota, Metazoa, Cnidaria, Anthozoa, Scleractinia, Poritidae.
GAGACUCUUUCCAUUUCAGUUACCAACGGCAUCUAUUUAGAAAGAUGGGACCGGAUAGAUUACAAGCGUGUUAAAUUCCUCCUCAUGGACCCUCGUUAUCCAAGGCUACCAUCGAAAACAAUAUGUCUUCCUGAUUUCCAGCAACCGCCAAGGUGGGCUGAUUAUUUCGGUGCUCGAGCAAGGACGUAUUUUGUUCCACAGCAGACUGGAAUUUACCACUUCAUGCUAUGUAAGGGUAUUUUGAUAUUUAAAUUACUAACUCUGUCAUCUUUGACAGGUUUUAAUUUUAAAAUUUGCCUUCGGGCCCGAAAACUGGCUCCUGGGGCCCGUUUCUUGAAAGGCGCGGUGACUUUUUGUGUCCGAAGACAAAUUUGAAAAUCAAAACCUGCUGUUGAAUAGUAGCACAGUACCUACCACCCAAACGUAACCGGUCAAUUUUGCUUCGCUAACCGAUAGGUUCAUUCGAUCAUUUUCAAAAUAACUGAAAUUUUGACCUUAGAUGCAAACAGUUUGGUCCAAAAAUAAGGGGGGGGGGAACCGGGCCUCCCGUGCCGCUCCCCUGGAUCCGCCACUGCUAAAGGAGGCACGGAUGGAAAAACGUGAAGAAGAGUUUAACGGAUUGCAAUUAUCGUUUUUUUAAAACUUGUCAGUCUAAUUGUUUUUCAAAGUUCAUUUUGUUGUUUGUAAAACAACACUUUGUGAUUUUGUCAUGAGAGAGUUUAAGCUUCACGUAUACGGCGAAUGGCAAACGUCAGAUUUGAGUUGAGAAUUUCUCAAAAUAGAAAAAGAGCAGAUAAAAACAGCUCAAAAGCAAUUCUUAUAGAUUAAAAAUUGCGUGAAACUACUAAUUUGGGCGUAGAAAUAAUGAACAGUAAACGACAAGUAAAGAGGAAAGUUUGUCACGUGGUACGAAUUUGCGUUUGCCGUUUGACGUAAACGUGAUGCUUAACCUCCCUAUUCAAAAGUAAUAAUUCAAGUAACUGGCAUCAUGAAUGAGAUAAACUAGCCAGCCUUGACACGGAAAAGAAACUUAAGAAUCAAUGCAUACACCAUAACUCUUUUUCUUUCAGCUUCUGACGCUGGAAGCGAGCUGUAUCUAAGUACUAAUGAGAAACCUGACUCAAAGUCAAAGAUUUCUUACGUAGAUGGAGGAUUUGCAACAUAUCCAUUUGAGUUUGACAGGUGA